CACUGUCACCAAGCCGUCCGCUCCUGAGCUGUUUUUCAUUUGUCGCGUCUUGCAUGACUCCCUAACUGUUUCUCCCACUCUCCCUCCUGCUCCGUCUCUGUAUCGGCUGCGGGCUAGCUGCCUGACCGCCGCACUGCUCUCCCCGGCGAUCCUGACUGACCCCGUCGUUGACUCAUCCCGUGCGCUCGUUAUGAGGAGGCGUUAAUGAUGUGCGACCGUUUGCUAUAGCACUAGAGCCCGGACAGGCAGAGCGGACAGAGCCUUAGCAAACAAACAAACAGGUGGACGGACACGUUUAACCACUGGCAAACGGUGAGCCUCACAGACAGAGACGCAAGCGGAACAGAGCUUUCCAGAGCCAAGCAGGGGGGAAGGACGUCUGCCUGACUGAGACGGAGAGCGGCUGUUGCUCUUGUUUUUAUUGUCUGCCGUCUUAAAAUCUCACUGGAUGGUGUGUAGCAGCAGGAAACGGUGUCAGCAGUUUGUGGAGCAUGGGUACCACUGCCAGUGCUGCGCCACAAACCGUCUCCUCGUCCAGCUCCCUGUCGUCGGCGGCGCCGCCUCACCAUCAACCGCUUGAGGGUAUCCAUGGCAACGGGAUGGCGGACAGCAGGCAGUCUCUCAGCAUGAGUUCCUUUCAGACCGUGAACGUCCACAACAACAAGGCCAAGUCCAUCAUCACCAACAAGGUGGCCCCAGUCGUCAUCACGUAUAAUUGCAGGCAGGAAUUUCAGAUCCACGAUGAUCUCCUUAAAACCAACUACAAAGUGGGCCGGAUAUCAGACUCAAUGCCCGAACACUACAUGGUCCAGGGGGAGUUCUUCCUGGUUCAGGAUGUGAACAGCAAGGCUGAUGUCCUCAACACUACAGGCAGCCACGGAGCGCCCAACUUCCGACAGGUGAAGGGAACCUACCCUCUAUUUGGAAUGGGCCAGCCCAGCCUGAAUGGCUUCAAACAUGUCCUCCAGUGGCUGCAGAGUCAAGGGCACGAGGAGGUGUAUUUUUUCUGCGUGCGGGAGGAACCGGUGGUGUUUCUUCACCUGGAAGAUAACUUUGUUCCUUACACCCCCCGGAGGAAGGAGAACCUCCAUGAGAACCUCCAUGGCCUUGACAAGGAAGGGACCGUGGAGAGUCUGGAGCUGACCAUCAGGAAGGAGCUCCAUGACUUCGCCCAGCUGAACGAGAAUGUCUUCUACGUGUAUAACGACAUAGAGCACUUCAAGGACGAGCCCCAGAAGAUGACCAUUACCUGUGAGGAAGACGUCCGUGUCACAGAGGAAGUCUACAAGAGACUGCUGUUCACCAUGCCACUCUACAGAUACCACAGGCUACCACUACCAAUGGAAGGAGCGCCUCUAGAGAGAGACUUUGAUGCCUUUAUUAACAUUCUGAGGGAGUGCCCCAACCUGUCUUUGAGAAGGGACGUGUCCAGGCCUUUGCCUGCCCUGUUGUUCAGCUGUCAGGUGGGGGUCGGGAGGACCAACUUGGCCAUGAUCCUGGGAACGCUGGUCCUCAACCAUCUGAAGACAACCCAGGAACCACAACAGUCCAAGGAGGCUUCAGGGCCAGACACCAAGCCACUAUUCCAGGUCAUUCAGACCCUGAUCAACAAACUACCUAAAGGAAAGCAGAUCAUGGAAGAGGUUGACCAAGCUAUUGCUCUGUGUUCAGAAAUGCACAACAUAAAAGAAGCUAUAUAUGAAAAUAAAAAGAAGCUUGAAGCUAUUGGAGAUGAUUAUCAGAUUCAGGGAAGCAGUACCAAAGACUACUUUCUCCACAGAGCCAUCCAGAGCCUGGAACGCUAUUUCUACUUGAUUGUGUUCAAUGCAUACCUUCAUGAACAGUAUCCUCUGGGCUUCGCGUCCAACUUCAGCACCUGGCUCUGUGGUCACACCUGGGUCUACCGACUCCUGGCUUGCAUGGACCAAUCAGAACUCUCUGUUCCGCCGGAUUUGAUCACGAAAGGAACUCGCAUUCUGGUUGCUAAUGAGUCCUUAUCUCCAGACAUCCUGAGCACUGUGAAGGAGAUGAAGGUGGCCAACUUCAGACGAGUUCCCAAGAUGCCCAUCUACGGAAUGUCACAACCGACAUCAGAGGCAACGGGUGCAGUUCUGGCCCACCUGACUGAUGACAAGAGGAAGUACCGCCACAUCUUGUGGGUCAACCUACAGGAUGAGCUGGUGCUGGAGGGGAAUGGACAGGUUUUCACACCCAGAGAGCCCUCCUGUCCGGAGCAGCACAUCCCUGUCCCUGCUACAGACCCUACACAGAUAGAGGGACUAGAGACAGCCCUGUCGGAGGAGGUCCAGCGGGCCCAGAAGUGGCUGGAGGUGUCUCUGGAGCAGGAGAAACAGAUGAAGAUGUUUAAAACAUGCCUGACAGUGCAGGAGGUCUUCAACCAGUACAAGGGCUCAUACCAGGGCCUGGUGUACAAACGCAUCCCAUUGUCAGACUGCUGUGCACCAAAGGAGGAGGACUUUGACAAGCUCAUGGAGGCCAUCAAGUGUACUUUGGCAGACGAUUCCCACUCUGCCUUCGUCUUCAACUGCUCCAGUGGCCAGGGAAGGACCACCACGGCCAUGGUCAUAUCUGCUCUCACCCUCUGGCACUUCAAUGGCUUUCCUGACUUUGGUGAUGACGAGAUUGUCAGCGUUCCUGAUGCCAAGUACACAAAGGGAGAAUUUGAGGUGGUCAUGCAGCUGGUCAGGCUGUUGCCAGACGGCCACAGGAUGAAGAGAGAGGUGGACGUGGCCCUGGAUUCUGUCAGCGAGACCAUGACACCCAUGCACUACCACCUGAGAGAGAUCAUCGUCUGUACCUUCAGACAGAUCAAGAGUGGGAAGACUGAGAAGGAGAUGAAGCAGUUGCUCCUGAGAAGUCUUCAGUUCCUGGAGCGUUACAUGUACCUGAUCCUCUUCAACACCUACCUGCACCUGGAGAAGAAAGAUUCCUGGCAGCGUUCCUUCACAACCUGGAUGCAGCAGGUAGCUGCCAGGGCCGGGGUUUAUCACCUUCUGGAUCAGUUGGGCUUCUCUGAGUUCCAGAACCCUCUUGACACGCCUCUGGCCAGGAUCCGUGGUCGCUGGCAGCAACAGAACGUCCAGUCGCGUCCCUUCAGGGGGAUGUUCAUCUGAGCGGAGGAGAUCACUGUGAACCGCCAAGCUAUGGAUAGGCCGGAAAUGGACGCCUAUUCCCUUUUUACGUGCACUGUUUUUAACCAGGGCCUCAUGCACUGCGAAGGGAUUAGGGUGACAGUUUAUUUGACCAAUGUACUUCUGUGCUUUUUCCUUUUUUUAAUGUUUUUUUUUUUUAUAUAAUAAUGCUUCAUAUUUGACCAGCUGUAUCACUCAGAUACAGUAUUACUUUGAUAUUGCUAUUUUAAACCCACUACCUGUGGUAUGUAGUAUUUUAAUGAACUGCUGUUUUAAUACUAUCAGUUGGUUUCUCAUGUUUUUCAUUCAUGGCUUCUCUGCUCUCUCUGCUGGCAAGAUUCUAGCCUGCAUUUGUGCGAUUUGCUUUAUUUUUUAGUAUUAAUAUAGGAUCAAAAUCAAUUAAUUGUUUACUUUUUUAUUAAUUCAUUAAAAUGAGAAUAUGGACAUUAGGUACUACUAAAAUAAGUCUACAUUAACUGUCAUUAACUGUAAAGCAUGAAGGUUAAAAUGCUAAGUUAAUGUUGAUGUAAGGUUUAAGGAGGACUUACAAGUUCGAGCCACUCCAGUCUCAUAAUCACCAAUCUGAAAUCUUAUUCCAGCUGAGGAGUUCCAGCAACCAAACCAGUUAAUGGUUGAGAGGACAUAAUCCUGUCCUAUUGGUUGAGAAGACAUAAUCCUAUCCUAUUGAAACCGACAGAGCAAAACGACUUCCCACACACCUCAACCUCAUUCUGAUUGGCAUUUUGAUUGGCGAGACACCUUCAGGCAAGGUGAGACCAGUUUUUGAGUAUUUUUUGCAGGAAGCCGGCAAUUUCAAUCCGUCCGCCAACAAUUUUAUUUUCUGCCGUGUGGAUACACCACCACACGGUCUCUGUCCGUAUUACCGUUUCUCUCAAAGCUAAAAAUACAGUUUAAACUGGAGACAAUAUUAAGUGAAGCCUUUGUGCAGCUUUGUGCAUCCAAUCUGUUAGCUCUAUUGAUCAUAUUAGCGUACUUACUGCCAAAGCCAAGUUCUGCUCUGUAUUCUAUCACUGCUUGCAUGUGCCUCUGUCUUGUCCACAGCCAUUUCUCCUCUCAGUAAAGGGGCAACCUUUUGUACUUUUGAAAUAUUGUUCGGAAUUACUCUUUUUAAGAAUAUUUGAUUUACUGCAAUAUGUGUAAACUAUGUCAAUGUAAAGCAACACUGUAAAGCCUCAAAACAUGGUAAGAAAAAGAACAUUUUGAUGUCACAGAUGGUAGCACACGGCUCUGUAUAUGAAUUUGAGAGUGGCCAGAGUUUUCGGGUAUUAGAGCCACAGAGCCUAACCAGGGAUGAAUUAAUCCCAGAUUCUCCCUUUAACUGAUAUUUUAUAUUAUAUUUGGAACACCUGCUGAAACCAUUCAUGCAAUUGCCAUUUCAGAGUACCCCCUGUGCCAUUUCCACCAGUCUUCCACCCCUCACAAUGGCCCUCCUUUGUAUUCUUAUCUCCUUUCAGUGUUUGUUUGAAAGAUAACUCCAUUUAAUGUUUUUGUCCACAGCGCAUUCAGAAUCUGAGAGAUCAGACUUUAAGUCGGCCUAUAGUUUGUUUAAGAUGUAAAUAUUGGCCGGUAAAUACAACACAGUGUUUUCGAGUGCUGAUGAAAUAGCUUUCGCACUCUGUGAAGUAUGUAUUAUUUACGAGUUUUAGCCUGAGGGCCAAUUUUUAUUAUUGUGUAAUAAAAUCCUCAUCAAGUAUGUUUGGCUAUUCGAUAAUAGGAAUGCAGUUGACAAGAGCACAAACACAAUUGUAACUAAUAGUGAUAGCCAAACAAGGCUUCUUUAGCGUUAUUGUAGCACCAGGAUAUUAUGCUGGCAGCCCUCAGAUUUUUUUUAUCACAAUAAAAGCUGUACAAAUUUGAAGACAUGAACAAUAUUGUAACGGACAUCAAACAUAAAAUGUACAGACUAGACUGUUAACUAUAUUGCCUUAUAUAUUUCAAUUAUGGUUUUUAUUUUGAAAAUAAAGUCUGAGUUAGCGCUGCUACAGUAGCAUAAUAUCCUGCUGCUAGAAGAACGAUAAUAAAGCCUCAUAAGGCCAUCACUAGUAACUAGACUAGGACUGCUAUAUCCAGAAUAGCAGAAAACAUCCCUAGGCCAUUGAUUCUACUGUAUACAAUGGUUCUUAGCUGACAGAGACAGAAAUCGACUUAAUGCAAUGUGUUGUGUAGGCUACAAAUGAAUGAUCCAACAUUAAUUAUAUUUUUCAGUGUUUUCAAAUGCCAUUACUAACGUGCUUUAGCAGCCGUAGAGUAAUGUUAAUGUAGCCAGGUACUGAAAAUAAAGCCAUCUAGAAUAAGGUA
Molecule: messenger RNA, 5471 nt
Organism: Esox lucius (northern pike)
Lineage: Eukaryota; Metazoa; Chordata; Actinopteri; Esociformes; Esocidae
Gene: pald1a
Product: phosphatase domain containing paladin 1a
Exons: 19
Coding region: 492-3134 (880 amino acids)
Source: RefSeq, a predicted model, not a curated record